CCGUCAGCCGUCAGCUGAUGGAACAUUUGACCGUCGACCGAAAAUUGUUCCUCCUGGGCCUAGCAGACUUCAGUGGAGGACAAGUGCUUCAAGGUCUUCCUCUCUUCGAAGUCUUUUUAGACCUACAUUUUCGAACCAUGGCCGCCCUGGUCAAGAACGCCAUCACAGCUGCUCGCCCAUCAGUGGAGAGGAAUUUAAAAAUUGCCCUGCAUUAUGCCAGGGCUGAAUUAACCCCACCUAAGCCUAGUGAACUGGGACAAGUCGCUUCUGGAUUCAACAACGUCCUCACCUCUUUCCGCACUGGCCGCUGGAAGCAGCUGACUGUCAGGGAUGCUUGGAUCAACGUGCUGGUUGGAAUUGAAGUUGGCUGCUGGUUCUUUGUUGGUGAAUGUAUUGGCAAGAGACACAUCGUUGGUUAUUACAUCCCUAAUGAACAUCAUUAAAUGAGAAAUUAAUGUGAUGUAGAUUUUACCAAUGUACAUUUUAUGUAAUUAAUAACUUCAUUAUGUUGUCCUUUAGUACUGUGCUUAAGAUCUGGCAUUCUAAAACUUGAGGUGAACAAUUUCUGCUACGUACUGGAAUUUUUAUUGUAAUAGUCUGGAAAAGAAAUAACAAUUAUGAUCACCUGUCUAA
Frankliniella occidentalis (western flower thrips) is the source of this 633-nucleotide messenger RNA. Its product is annotated as ATP synthase subunit g, mitochondrial-like. Lineage: Eukaryota; Metazoa; Arthropoda; Insecta; Thysanoptera; Thripidae. Gene Ontology annotation, molecular function: proton transmembrane transporter activity. Gene Ontology annotation, biological process: proton motive force-driven ATP synthesis. The record is from RefSeq and is a predicted model, not a curated record. The coding region runs from base 18 to 443 and encodes 141 amino acids. The transcript is spliced from 3 exons.